Messenger RNA from Xenopus tropicalis (tropical clawed frog), 4842 nucleotides. RefSeq names its product activated leukocyte cell adhesion molecule (gene alcam). The record is from RefSeq and is a predicted model, not a curated record. Gene Ontology annotation, cellular component: axon; plasma membrane; dendrite. The transcript is spliced from 16 exons. The coding region runs from base 667 to 2388 and encodes 573 amino acids. Lineage: Eukaryota; Metazoa; Chordata; Amphibia; Anura; Pipidae.
UACUAGUUGCCGGAACCGGACUGUUGCUAACUGGUUGGCUAGCAACUGCUAAACUUGGUGGCCCCGAGUACGCGCUUUGUGCCCCGCACAUUCUAGCAAGUGGGUUCCAGCGCGUUCACGGUCCACACGGGGCCGCGCCUGAACCGGUUAGCUUGGCUAGAGAGGAGGGAGUGAGUGGUAAUAGGGGAAGCAGCCGUCAGAGGAGACAGACAGUCAAGUCACAGGGACCAGCGACUGAGGAACUGAGUGCUCCUGAGCUAACAUCCCGCCGAGACAGCCCGCCCUUGUGCAUCCUCUCUGCGCUGCCACCUGCCCGGACCUACCAUUCCCACCCGCGGCUGCUGUUGCUGUGCGAGAACUUCUCUCCUGAGUGGAAGUUGGUUGCGCUGCUUCUAGAGGGAUCCCUCAAAUUCCUUCCAGAUUCUUUCGUUGGGUUGUUCUUUUAGUUAUUUCCCCUACCUUUGUGAAUCAUUGCCAGGAGCAGCCCUGCUGGGAAGGGCAGACUGCGUGCCUGUUUGGGGAGUCUUUCUCACAGCGAACUGCCAGGGUUACUGACUGGCACUUCAUUACCGGGAGCUGCCAUUUGAUAUCCGGGCCAUUUCAGGUGUAGGUGGCCCAGGCUAGGUUGGGCAGCUCCUCCAGCGUUGGCAUAUCGGAUCUUGGAAUAUGGAAGCAAGUGCAAGGACCUUCCUGGUCGUGUGUGUGCUGUGUGCAGCCACCCUAAGGACAGGCUUUGGGCUACAUACAGUCAAUGCAGUUUAUGGAGAAACGAUUAUUAUACCAUGUGGUCAUGAAACAAUCGAUGAUCUACUGUUUGCAAGCUGGAAAUAUGAUGCACAUGAUGGAACUUCACAAUUUUUAGCUUCCCGGUCUGCAGUGAAAAACAAAACAACCUAUGGUGAUGCUCUAGAAUACAAAAAUCGUGUGGAAGUGUCAGAAAACUAUACAUUAUUUAUCGCAAAUGCAGUAAUAAAUGAUGAGAGAAGAUUUGUGUGCAUGCGUGUAACAGCAGACAAUGUUUUUGAAGACCCAGCGGUAGUCAGAGUGUUCAAGCCUGCAUCGAAACCUGAAAUUCUAGAGCAGCCAAAAAUCAUGGAGACAGGAAAGAUAAAUAGGGUUGGAGUCUGUGUUGCCAAAGAUAGCUACCCAGAUGGAAAUAUAACGUGGUACAGAAAUGGCAAAAUUCUUUUGCCAAUUGAUGGAGCUGUGAUUAUAGAUUGGAACAAAGAAAACAAUUCUUCUAGCGGUCUUUAUAGCAUGCAGUCAUCACUUCACUAUAUGGCAACAAAGGAAGAUAUAAGAGCUAUUUUCAGCUGCACCGUAACCUUCUUUAUGCCAAAUGGACAAGUAUCGGCCGUAUCUGACACUGCUAGCUUUGAUAUUUAUUACCCAACUGAAAAGGUAACAAUUCAGAUACAGCCAUCAAAAAAGUACAUAAAGGAAGGUGAUAACAUCACUCUCCAGUGUAGAGGAAAUGGUAAUCCACCUCCACAAGAAUUUCUGUAUUACCUUCCAGGUCAGGAAGAAGGUAUUGUAAGCUCAAGUGCCUACCACAUAACCGACAUAAAAAGAAAUGCAACUGGGGAUUAUAAAUGUUCUCUAUCAGAUAAAAACAUGAUGGCAUCAACCACAGUUACCGUUCAUUAUCUAGACCUGGCUUUAACACCAAGUGGAGAGGUUACUAAACAGAUUGGAGAUACCUUUUCUGUGUUGUGUGUUCCAUUUGCAAGUAAAAAUGUAUCAGUCAUGUUUAUGAAAGACAGUAAAAUAUUGACAGCACUUCCUUUUAAGAACUUACAGUAUCGUGAUUCAGGUGUUUAUGAAUGCUUGGCUAACCUGGAAGAAGAAGGUCUAAAAAGUCGGAAAACAUUAAAGCUUACUGUAGAAGGAAAACCAAGACUAAAACUUUCUAAAACUCCGUCCUCUGAUGGGAAGACUAAAACAAUUAGUUACGAAGUUGAAGGCUUUCCAAAACCAGAAGUGUCCUGCUCAAGCACAGGAAAUUUAGUCCACUUAAACAAAACAGACGAGACAGUGAUAAGUAAUAUAAGGUAUUCUGCCAAGAUCAUUAUCUCACCAGAAGAAAAUACUACUGUAAUCUGUGUAGCUGAAAACAAGCUGGGAAAAGAAGUUCGAACACUAAAUGUUUCAGCAAUAAGCAUCCCAGAGAGAGAUGAGCAAAAUGAUAGCAGUGAUGACAGUAGCGAUCAUGCAAAACUCAUUGUGGGAAUUGUCGUUGGCCUUCUCCUGGCUGCACUUGUCGCUGGAGUAGCCUACUGUAUAUACAUUAGAAAAUCCAGCCCAGGAACGAAACAUGUAGGAAAAGAACUUGGAAACACGGAAGAAAACAAGAAGCUUGAAGAAAAUAACCACAAGUCAGAAGCCUAAGAAUUCUAUAAAUUGCAAAGAAUUAAAGGAAUGCUGUAAACACCUGUCUAAAGAAUGGAUGCGGAUUGUAAUUAUGGAGAUAAAAGGAGAAGCUGCAACUAGUCAUGGUUGAAGUAUUAACAUUUGUACCAAGUUGUCCCAGGAUUAUAAGGAAUAAUAUCUCAGUACCGGAUAAACAAAAACUGUUCCAACAGCCAUGAUGAUAGCUUACCAUGUUGUGUUUUGUUAUUUUUAUGUAAAUGUCUGCACUGAAAAUUUGUUUUGCCUUUUAUGUAAAUUUUUUUACGUAGCUAUUUUUAUACACUGUAAGGCUUUGUUCUGGAGUUGCUGUUCUCGGAUGUAAAGCAUAAUGUCAUUGUUUUUUUUUUUCAUAUUUUACACUGUUGAAUGCACAGGUAAACAUGAAGUUCUGGUUGCUAUCAGUAAAUGACUAUAAUAACCAGCUGGGACAUUUUGCCAUUGCACAAAUUAUGUUUUUGUCAAUAUAAUUUUAAUUAAUGCCCAUUUAUUAACUAAAAUAAAUGGCAGUUGCCACUACCAUUGUAUGAUUCUGCUUGCAGCGACAUAGUUGAUAAACCUCACUACAUGAAUUCAAAUGCUGUUACUGAUAGCAUAUCAGAUAGAACUGGUUUCUUAUUUUUCCAUAAUUUAUGAAUGACUGGAAUUCAUGUUGUUCUAUACUGCCUUACAUUAUCAUAGAAAAAACACUAAAAGAAUGUGCGCAACAAGGGGCAGAUCAAAGGGAUUAUUUAAAGAAAGAAUCCCAAAUAAUUUAUAAAUUUUUAUACGCUUCAAUACAUUAUGUAUUUAAUUAGAAGUUUCUGUUAUUAUUAGCAUAGACUUUUGGAAAAAAAAGCAAGAAUUCACUCUUCUUUCUGUCCUUGAUCUUUUUUUCUAUUUUCUGGUUUUAUCAAGACAAAACGAUUGCAGCUAUUUGCACCAUUUAGCCCAUCCCCUGAUAAUGAAAUGGUACAAAGGGGGGUGAGGGGUUUUGGUAAAAAUUGGUGGAAAUUGUACAAUUACAGUAAAUAGUGCUUGUCACCUUUUUUAACCUUCAUCAUUGCCCCUGGACUUGCAACUAAGGUUUACAUAAAAUUCUGUGUGAUUAACACUCUUGUCUAAUGGUUGGGAUAUGGCUUGUGCAAGCAUAUUUGGCUGGAAAGGUUGUGUCACUUUCAUACUGUAUUUAAGAGGAAGGCCAUGGAUCUAGUUUUUCUUAUGUUUUGAAAGUCAGAAGCUUUUAUGUUGUGAAGAGCUUUUGUUUCACAGCCAUGCAAGUCAGUAUUUAGCUCUCCAAGAGCUCAUAUUCACUUGUGCUUUUACUUGCAUCCAUUGGGUGCUCUUUUAUGUACCAAUUUUGCAUGUGCUUAACUUGAAGUGUGAAGUGCUACAUACUUAAAGUUUCAGAUGGCACAGUAUGAGCAGAAAAACAAAGUCUUUCUGUUACAUUGCUACUGCCAGUACUUAAGGGCACAUUUUAUCAAAAAUCAUGUUGUCAUGUUUUAUUAUAUCCUGUAAUCUUGAGUAAUCUCCCUUGUGGCGAUUGAUGAACUGGUCUUGAAUUUAAUUGACUCUGACUGUAGCUAGGUUCUCAAAAGUACUGGAAUAAGUUAAUCUUUAUUGAGUUUGAUCCAAGAAAUUAUAUUUGUUGCAAUAGUUUCCUCAUCACAACAUUUUAUGUAUUAUCCUGCCAUUUAAGGGGGCCGGUUGACACUUGAAUAUAUUGUAACAUUUGAGUUUUCAAGAAACAAGUCAGUCUGAGCUAGAGCAUUUUUUAUAAGUGUUGAACAUCAGGAUUUUGGCAUCACAAGAUUUUGAAUCUCAUGCCAUUGAUAGACAAAUCAAUAAUAAAUAAUGGGAAAGCUCUCAUUAGCCCUAUUAAACAUGAACCUGAACCCUGAGCAUUGAUAAAUGUGCCUCUUACAGUAUACCCUUGCAUCUGGCUUGUGUUUAGCAAAUACAAAAAUAUGAUGCACCAAAAAUACAAGUAAUAAUAAGCACUAGGAAAAUCGUCAAGAACAUUUGUGGAUAUUAAUUUCGUUCAGUGAAAAGUAAAAUUGGCCAUUCAGUCUGCUUGCAAUUCACUGUAACCUGCUGAUGAGACACAAUCCUUUAUUUUCUUGCUUUAUGUUGCUGAUCUGCAAACUGAAAGGGGUCAAGUUAACUUUAUUUUGCUUUUUCUUUUGUUUCAAUUUCAACAGGUUAUAAAUGCACCUUUAUACAUAUUUAUGUUAUCUGGUACAUAAUUUAUGAAUCCUUGUCCACAUAAUAAAAAUACCUAAGUAUUUUGUUUUUUUUAUUUUACAACUAUAAAGAACUGUUCAAAAUCUGUUAUAUUGUUCAUGGAUGGCAACUGUAAUGUGGACAAAUGCAGUAAUCAUCACAAGCUUUAUGAAGUCAUCUGUAAGUCUGUUUUCCGAGAAUGUAAUUAAAAAAAACUAUUUACUACAAAAA